Racocetra persica is the source of this 250-nucleotide messenger RNA. The record is from the annotation of a GenBank genome assembly. Lineage: Eukaryota; Fungi; Glomeromycota; Glomeromycetes; Diversisporales; Gigasporaceae.
AUGGCUAGUAUAAGUAUUGAUCCAGGAGGUAAAACAGGAAUAUAUUUUUCUGAUGGAGAACAAGAACAACUUUUAGAGAUAAAUAAGCCGACGAAAGAUGGAUUAAAUUUAUUUCGAUUAUUAGGUGCUAUUGAAUGUUUAGAAGUUCAGCAAGUAAAGAGUGUUAAUGUUUUGAAAGUGAAAGAGAUGACAAAAAGAUUAUUAAAUGGACUUACAAAAAUAGCAGAAUUAGAAUUUAAAAAAGGAAGAG